Meloidogyne enterolobii is the source of this 1245-nucleotide messenger RNA. The record is from the annotation of a GenBank genome assembly. NCBI's taxonomy places the organism in Eukaryota, Metazoa, Nematoda, Chromadorea, Rhabditida, Meloidogynidae.
AUGGGAUUUUAUGAUAAAAAAAUAAUAUUAAUUUUGAUAAUAAAUAAAAAUAAAAUUAAUUUUGAGGAAUCUCCUUUGGAUUUAUCUUUCAAAAAGGAAGAACUUCCCGAUCUUGAACAUAACAAUUUUGACUUUGAAGGGAAUCAACAAGAAUUUGAAAGAGAUGAAACGAAAGAUGAAAUACCAGAAAUAAUUAAAAAUAACCGUCGAAGGAAGUUAAGCUUUGGAAAUGAAGUUAAGAAAAAAUGUUUAAAUGGAGGGGAAUUGGAUAAUAAAAGUUUUGGUAAUCAAAAUGAAAUAAAAAUUAAAAAGGAGCCAAAAGAAAGUAAUAUUUAUUCCCCAACUUCAUUUUCACCAAAUUAUUUUUCAACUACGAGAAGUGAUUUGUCUAAUAUUUCACCUUCCUCUUCUUCCUUUUCUCAAUGUUGUAGUGGAUCUGCAUCCUCCUCCCCUAUAAUAAAUAAUCAUUUUAUUGGGAAUGAUAAUUGUUCAAUAAAAUCAUCUUCCUCUAUUUGGCCCACAAAUAAUGGAAAAACAACCCCCACAAUUUCAUCUACUUUACUUUCAAUAAUUGGAAAUGGACAGAAAAAUAUUUUAAAUGAAUGGCAAAGAGUAUUAGAGUAUCCAAAUCAACAUUUCUCUGAACCUUCAUCUCCAAAUCACCCAGAAGAUAAAAAAGAAAAAUCUUAUCAACAAAUUUCUGAACAUUUUGACAAUACUAAAAAUGAAAAUUCUUCUGAAGAAAUUAUUCAAACAACAAAAAAUGGAAAUUUUAAUAAAAAUUCUUUUGGCCCCUCACCUGCAAAGAUACGCCGUUUAAAUCAAAAUGAACAUCAAAAUAGUCAAAGGGAUGAAAUUACUGGACUUUAUAUUUGUGAUAUUUGUGAUAAAACUUUUAAUAAACAAAGCUCUUUAGCAAGGCACAAAUAUGAACAUUCUGGCCAAAGACCUCAUAAAUGUGAACAUUGUGAAAAAGCUUUUAAACAUAAACAUCAUCUUACAGAACAUAAUCGCUUACACAGUGGAGAAAAACCUUUUCAAUGUAAUAAAUGUAUGAAACGUUUUUCUCAUUCUGGUUCUUAUUCGCAACAUAUGAACCAUCGAUAUGCUUAUUGUAAACCUUUUAUGAACAAAAAUGGAUUAAUUAAAAAUUCUAGUGAAUUAAUUGAAAAUGAAAUUGAGAAAAUAAAUGAUGGAAAAGAAAUUAAUUUGAUAGAAAUAUCUAAAGAUGAAACAGAAAAAUAA